Molecule: messenger RNA, 3904 nt
Organism: Balearica regulorum gibbericeps (East African grey crowned-crane)
Lineage: Eukaryota; Metazoa; Chordata; Aves; Gruiformes; Gruidae
Source: RefSeq, a predicted model, not a curated record
AUGAAGGAGGAGAACUUUCUUCGUCGCAGGUUCUCCCUCUGUCCAGCCUCGUCCACCCCUCAGAAGGCUGAUCCUCGCAAGCUGACACGCAAUCUAUUCUUUGGAGCUGACAAUGACAUCUACCCACUCAGCCCAGGAAAAGACGUGGAAGGAAACAGCCCGUCAGUGCUGAAGGAUGAGAUACCACAGACUCCAAACUCCAUUAAUAAGGUACUGUGGGAUAGGGAUCCAUCCCCAAUCGAAUAUAAGCUUUGCAAUGGGUCUGACAAAGAGUGUGUGUCUCCCACGGCCAAAUUCAUGAAGAAAGAAACACUAAAGGUACAAAAAAAAAAUUACAGACAGGAGAAGAAAAGAGCAACCAAACAACUCUUCAGUGCUCUAAAGGAUCCCAGUGUAGUGAUCACAGCAGACUGGCUGAAGAUUCGUGGGACUCUGAAGAGUUGGACCAAGCUGUGGUGUGUUCUGAAACCAGGAGUGCUGCUGAUUUAUAAAACGCCAAAGAUCGGACAGUGGGUUGGGACAAUCUUGCUCCAUUCUUGUGAGCUGAUUGAGAGACCCUCCAAAAAGGAUGGCUUCUGUUUUAAACUUUUUCAUCCUUUGGACCAAUCAAUCUGGGCUGUAAAGGGCCCAAAGGGAGAAAAUGUUGGUUCGAUCACUCAGCCUCUUCCCAGCAGCUACUUGAUUUUCAGAGCAGCCUCCGAAUCGGAUGGCCGAUGCUGGCUGGAUGCUUUGGAACUUGCCCUGCGUUGCUCCAGCCUCUUCCGGCUCAGUGCCUCAAAGCAGGGAAAGGAUGGAGAAAUGAACUGCUCGAGCGAUUCUGCGCAUGCAGGGCUCAACCACCUCUUGCAUACAAGCACUAUCUCAGACCAGGAGUUCUUCCAUUUGAAUGAAUCAGCCCUGGAGAACCACCACCAUUUGGAAAAUGAUGCUUUUUCGGACAAGUCUGAGAGAGACAAUGUAGAAGAGUCGGAGAACGAAACACAUGAGAACAGCCGGAAGACAAACGAAAGUGAGAGCGAUCAGUCAGAAAUCCAUGGAGAGGUCUCUCCAGGAAGGAAAGGGACGACUUAUAUUGAGCAGAUCUAUGAGGAAUUUGGGGAGACAGGUGAAUCGUCUCAAACAGAAACUGUCUCUGAGGAGAACAAGAGCCUGAUGUGGAUCCUAAAAAAACAGCUGCGGCCUGGCAUGGACCUGUCACGGGUGGUGCUGCCCACCUUCAUCCUGGAGCCACGCUCAUUCCUUAACAAACUCUCUGAUUACUACUACCAUGCUGACCUGCUUUCCCAGGCUGUCCUUGAAGAUGAUCCAUACAGUCGAAUGAAGCAAGUUUUGAGGUGGUAUCUGUCCGGCUUCUAUAAGAAGCCAAAGGGAAUAAAAAAGCCAUACAACCCUAUUCUGGGAGAGACGUUUCGCUGCUGUUGGUUUCACCCUCAGACAAACAGUCACACAUUUUACAUAGCAGAACAGGUCUCCCAUCAUCCGCCAGUGUCAGCUUUUCAUGUCAGCAAUAGGAAGGACGGAUUCUGCAUUACUGGCAGCGUUCUAGCUAGGUCCAAGUUUUAUGGUAACUCACUUUCUGCACUGUUGGAUGGGAAAGCAAAGCUUAUGUUUCUAAACAGGGGAGAAGAUUAUGUAAUUACUAUGCCAUACGCCCACUGUAAAGGACUUUUAUACGGUACCAUGACAAUGGAGCUUGGAGGGAAAGUUACCAUCGACUGUGAAAAAACCAACCACAGGGCAGAACUGGAAUUCAAGCUGAAGCCCUUCUUUGGUGGCAGCGCAAGCAUUAAUCAAAUCUCUGGGAAGAUUAAAUCAGGAGAAGAAGUGUUAGCAAGUCUCAACGGACACUGGGAUGGGGAAGUACAUAUAAAUGAGUUGAAAAACGGGAAUGCGGAAAUGUUCUGGAACCCAACCAGUGAAGUACGAAGGCAGAGACUGAAGCGCCACAUUGUGCUGUUUGAGGAGCAGACAGACUUUGAGUCAGAGAGGCUUUGGCAGCACGUUACCAGUGCAAUAAACAAAGGUGAUCAACACAAGGCGACGCAGGAAAAAUUUGUGCUGGAGGAAGAGCAGAGGAAUGCUGCCCGGGAGCGGAGAGAGAAUGGCACAGAAUGGAAACCGCUGCUCUUCCAGCACGACGCCACAACUAACGAAUGGCGCUACAAAUAUGAGGAUUUAAGACCUUGGGAUCCUUUGAAUGACAUUGCCCAAUUCGAGAAGAAUGGGAUACUUCAGACCAUGGAAAGACACUUAUCCACAAGGAUGUCAAACCACAAAACAACAUGCAUAAACAAUCAAAUUACACGGCACAAGAGAUCUGCCAAAGACUGCAGGCGCCGCAAAACCAGCGAUCAGCCGUCCAACCACAGCCAGAAUACAGAGAGCAGCUGUUCAACACCAGAGUCGGUGCAGGAGCUCUCAGAUGAUGAUGGCAAAGAUGGUGAUGCAAAACAUAAUGUCCUUCAAUACUUUGCUGCAGGGUUUGAAAAUCUGUGUGCUCAGUGUGGAAAAGAAAUGAAUCAUCUGAAGGAAAUUCAUUCAGCUGUUUUAUCCCUACAGAGAGCCCAACAGGACAUACACAGAAACCUCAGUGCUCUGAACAAAAAGUCCUUCCACAGGAAGGUCUCUUCUGAAAGCUUCCUCCUGGACUCUCGCUGUUGGUUUCUCCUCUGCAUCUUUCUUACGUGUCAGCUAUUCAUUAAUUAUGUCUUCAAAUAAAAUCACUACGUUUGGCAGCAAUAACGAUUACUGGCUGCAGGAGGGGAGCCACUCACGCAAGGAGCCCAGUGAGGCACCAAAGCACUUUAGAACCAACGCAACAGAGGUGGAAGAAAGUUGAAAAACGAGGUUAAAAAGGGACCUAGGAACCUGCAAAACUUUGUUCCUGCGGAUUAUGUCAUUUUUGCCUUUUACAUGUACAUCUUCAAGGACCUCUUAACCUGUAUGGGCCUUAAUGCUGAAGCCAAAUGUAGCUUUAAUUGUGCAAUUUGUUUUCUAUAUCUUGUCAUUUUCUGAUGCAAUUAAUAAUUACUCAGCAGUAUUGGUACCCCCAAAAUGGUAAACACCCCAGCAUUUUGGAAAGGUCACACCGGUGUGGUUCAUAGCUCUGCGAGUGUGGGAGUGCAGUUGGGGAGCUGUAAAGGACUGAUGUCCAUGGUGCCUGUCCGCCUGCAUUUAAUUAUGGAAGGGUGCACACUUGGUCCAAAAAACCCACCCCCAGGAUAUUAAGUCAUGAUCUGUUUUGUCAGCACACACAGAAUGGGACCUCAGGAUGUGUUUUAUUUUCCAUUCCACAGGAACUGUAAAUAUGCACAAUUUCCUAGAGCCCUUCCUCUUUAGGAAAUGGGAAGUAUUCAGUGAAAGCUCCUCGUUUGGUUACGGAGCAGUCCUGGUCCGGGCCCAUUGAGUGUAACAUCAGACACGCCUGUUCAUAAAACCUGGUCACUUAUUGUUAUUAUUUGCUGUAUAGCUGUUUCAUAAUAUCACACACUAGCACUGUAGAGAGGAAUCCACUGCCCCAGGAUAGGUGAGAGGGACGGGAGCAAUAUAGGUGUACGUGUGUUCAGUCGUAGGCACAUUUAUUGUCAAAGGUCAGGAAGGAAGAAGGGUUUUGCCACUGCUUCAUUCAACUCUGUUAAUAGUCUUCCUAUUUUACACCAUUUUUUAAAGAUUUGCAAUAUUUUCUGUAGACUGCGGACAAUACUAAGCCUUUCUUUUCUGGCCUGAAGUAGUUCCAAGUGGUAAGUACUGCUAUAUAUACAGCCUUAAAAUACUUAGUGGUGACGCCAGUCUGGGCUAUCUUUCAAUGUAAAUGUUUCCAAAUUUUUAAGUACAUUCCUUGUCAUAUUCCCCAGUUAGGGGAAACCUAUUUGUGCUUGAUAUGUUGAAAUAAAACUACACACAA